AUGUGCCACGCUGCUAAAGAAGCGCUGUGGCUCCAAAGUUUCAUGAAAGAGCUGCACGCGCAGGAAUUUAUGCACGAGCCACAGGUCUUGCUAGUGGACAACCAGGGUGACAUUGUGCUAGCGAAGAAUCAGAUCACAUCAGACAGAAGCAAGCACAUUGAUCUCAAGUAUCAUUUCCUUCGAGAAAAGGUUGAAGAGGAAAGGCUGCAACUUCGGCACAGCGGGAUGCUCGCCUUCUCCAUCGACGUGAACGACUUGCAUUACUCCUUGCCACACUCGCAUCUACUCGAAGUCGUAAAUGAAGGCAUCGAAACGUACGGGGUUGUGCGUUUCCAAAAUGAGUGCGGAACAAGUGUGGACAGAUUUCUCGACCUGCUAAUGUACUUGCGCUCCUAUGUAGUCCAGUUUGCAGGGAAGAUGUACCUCCAGAACGAAGGAGUGUGCAUCGGCUCCUGCCUUGCACCUGUACUAAGCGACUUGUCGAUCGCCCGCUACGACCGUGACAUUCAAGGAAACCUUCUGAAGGGCCACGUCAAGGUGUUGAGGUACGUCGAUGACUACCUAGUCUUCAUUGACGCGGACGACAACGGCUUUGAUACAAUGGUACGGAAUGUCUACGGGAUCUUUGGAAAAACAAUGGAGGGCCUCACGCUCACCAAGGAGCUUCCGGAGGAUGGCACAUUGCGGUUUCUUGACCUGCUUCUGUUUUUCAAAAAUGAACAUGUCAAGUACAACGGCUGA
Messenger RNA from Rhipicephalus sanguineus (brown dog tick), 741 nucleotides. RefSeq lists its product as uncharacterized. The record is from RefSeq and is a predicted model, not a curated record. The coding region runs from base 1 to 741 and encodes 246 amino acids. The transcript has 3 exons. Lineage: Eukaryota; Metazoa; Arthropoda; Arachnida; Ixodida; Ixodidae.